UUGGCGUUCUACGUCCCGGCGGGCGCUCUUGAUCAUGGGUCGCUCCCGCCGCACAGGAGGGCACCGAGCGCACUCCCUGGCCCGCCAGAUGAAGGCGAAGCGGCGGCGGCCGGACCUGGAUGAGAUUCACCGCGAGCUGCGGCCCCAGGCUCCUACACGAACUCGGCCAGAUCCGGCAGCUGUGCCCGACCCGGACCUGCCAGGGGACGGUCUCCAUCGCUGUCUGGCCUGCGCGAGGUAUUUCGUCGAUUCUGCCAACCUGAAGACCCACUUCCGAUCCAAAGACCACAAGAAAAGGCUGAAGCAGUUGAGUGUGGAACCCUACAGUCAAGAAGAAGCAGAGAGGGCAGCGGGUAUGGGUUCCUAUAUACCCCCCCAACGACUAGCCGUGCCCACAGAAGUGUCCACUGAUAUCCCAGAAAUGGAUACAUCUUCCUGACAUGGCCUGGGGAUACAGGGCACAGAAUUUGCUCAUGAACAGUGGUGCUAGUGGCUGGAGAGACUUGUCAACCUCUUGACUCUGGAUUUGGAGAGUGGUUCUCCUUUCUGCGUGCACUCCCCACCAAUAAAGGAACUGGAUGAAACCA
Molecule: messenger RNA, 587 nt
Organism: Suncus etruscus (white-toothed pygmy shrew)
Lineage: Eukaryota; Metazoa; Chordata; Mammalia; Eulipotyphla; Soricidae
Gene: ZNF593
Product: zinc finger protein 593
Exons: 3
Coding region: 35-439 (134 amino acids)
Molecular function (GO): nucleic acid binding; zinc ion binding
Source: RefSeq, a predicted model, not a curated record